This is a messenger RNA of Dicentrarchus labrax (European seabass), 5460 nucleotides long. Its product is annotated as sulfotransferase 2B1-like. The transcript has 6 exons. Gene Ontology annotation, cellular component: cytoplasm. Gene Ontology annotation, biological process: sulfation. Lineage: Eukaryota; Metazoa; Chordata; Actinopteri; Moronidae. Bases 131 to 994 code for a protein of 287 amino acids. The record is from RefSeq and is a predicted model, not a curated record. Gene Ontology annotation, molecular function: sulfotransferase activity.
CCACAGGCCGCCUUCUUUGAGAAUAUGUUUCCGCAGGGCAGGAAAGAGAGAGAGAGACCGGAAGAGCAGACUACUGUCACUGUAUGAGUUCCCUCAGCCGCAGACACUCUUCUGUUCCUCCCUUUGAACUAUGACUGAGGCAGAGUUAUACACACUGUACAAGGGGGUCUAUAUGCCCUCACUCCUUCACCCUCCACAGAGCCUGAAAUACUACGAGGAGUUUUCUUUCCGUCCGGAUGAUGUCAUCAUUGCAACAUAUCCCAAGUCAGGUACGACUUGGAUGCAGGAGAUUGUCCCGCUGAUCAUGAGCGGAGGAGAUCCAGCUUCUGUUGAGACUCUUCCUAACUGGGACCGUGUUCCCUGGCUGGAGGAACAACGGGCCUGCGUCCUUAACCUCGAUCAGAGGCCAUCCCCGCGCAUGUUUUCUACACAUUACCAAUACAACAUGAUGCCACCGUCCUUCUUUGAAGUCAAGCCAAAGGUCAUCUACGUCAUGAGGAACCCCAAAGAUGUCUUUACAUCUUCCUUUCACUAUUAUGAUAUUACAUCCUACCUGGUAAAGCCAGGCCCACAGAGCGAGUUCCUCCACAAGUUCCUGGAUGGAAAAGUUAUGUUUGGCUCAUGGUUUGAUCAUGUGAAGAGCUGGCUGAAUGCUGAGGAUAAAGAGCGCAUAAUGUACAUCUCCUAUGAAGAGCUGAUAAUGGACCUGAAGGACUCUGUGGUCAGAAUCUCUCAGUUCUUGAAGAAAUCUCUGGAUGCUGAGGUGAUUGAGAAGAUCGCAGACCGAUGUUUGUUCAAGAACAUGAAGCAGAACAAAAUGUCAAACUACUCUUUAGUUCCUCGUGAAUUCAUGGACCAGACAAAGUCAGAAUUUCUCAGGAAAGGAAUUGCCGGAGACUGGAAAAACCAACUGACAGUGGCAGAAGCAGAGUACUUUGAUGCAGUUUACAAAGACAAAAUGAAAGAUGUCAAAUAUAAAUUUGUAUGGGAUUAGAAUAAACGUAAUGUUAGUCAUUCCAACAUACCAUGAUGCACAGAAACAACAAUCAUAUAAACUUACAUUAAUUCAUAAUAAGGCAUACAUUAACAAUGUUUAAUAACUGUUCAUAAGGAGAGGAGAAGCUCACUGUCAGCCGUGCACUUAAACUCUGAUUCAGUGUUAAGAAAGAAACAUGUUAAGCAGAAGCUGUGUGUUGAUUGAAGCAGUUGUGUUUGUCAAAUCAUUCAGUCAGAUAGUUUUAACCACAUUAAUAUGCUGUUGCAUUUUGAGGAAUAUCUGAAAAUUACUUUUUAACCCUUAAACAGGCAGUAGUGGAAAAUGAGUUGCAAAAAAUAAUUUAAUGUUAUCACUCAUCUCUUUAGGCCCUAAGAAAAAUAUGUCCGCAUUCAAUAUAUAUAUAUAUAUAUUCAAUAUUUUAGAUUUUAUGAGUUGUAUCUCCCAGGAUACGUUGCCCUAUUAAGGUAUAAACAGAGCCUCAAUGAUAAACAUAUUAAUGUUCAGUUUGAUGAAGAUAAAUUAUACAUUGUUGUAUUCCUUGGUCAUUUACAUUACACAUAGCACUUUUAAAGUUGAUUUUAUUCAUUUUCACCAAUCCAUUUUAGUAAUCUCAUAACAAAGCAAUCUUAUAAAAAAGUACACAAAAACGGAACAUUUCAUGAUGAACAUAUUUGACUUUUUGUGCACUGAAGAUUACAUAAAAACAAAACAACACAGCAAUUUCAUUUUGCAUACACAGCUGAACACUGGAGAAAGUUUUAUGGGUCCAGGUUUUCCAUAAUGGUGCGAACUCUAUAAACAAUUCCCCUCAUUUCCUGUCUGUAUUUCAUUUUUUAUGGAACGCUUGGAAGCAGUUGCGUGGGUUUUUCCCAGUGACGAUGCACAGACGAACACCACAUUUUGUGCAGUAGAUUGUCGUCUGUCCUUCUGGGCAAAGCCUGCACCUUCCCUUUAGUCUGUGAAUGCUGGGAAGUGAUCCACUUGAUCAUGCCAUGGGUCUUGGGGUUGUUGGCCUUUGUAUGCAUCUGGUGGGGCUGUGCAUAUUCUCCUCCCCUCCUUUGGAAGGCCUUCCUUUCUUCUUUCCACUGUGGAUAAGGGCAUCUGCAACCUCCAGCCUGAAUACCUUCAGCUUUUUGUGCUUUUGCACACCAAUGCUUUUGACAUCUCGGCGAUACAGCAGCCAUCCAUUGUUGAUGGCUAUAUCAGCCAUUUGCCAAAAGAGGCCCAGGUACCACCGGUGGGACUUUGCAGGGGUGCGGUACAAGGCCACCAUCAUGUCAGCGAGGUCAACUCCUCCCAUGUGGACAUUGUACUGUGACACAAUGUUUGGACAGGGAACAGCAACUCUUCUUCUCUCCUGUCUGGAGAAACGCCUGACUUCCUUGAGAGGGCUGAUUGCAGCACAGGAGCUAGCUAAGGUGACAGCUUUGUUGUCAGACCAUUUUACAACAGCCACUUCUGCCUCAUUAUCAACCCUGUAGUCAUAGCUGCCCCUUCCUUGCCUCAGCAGAGCACGGUCAUCCUCAAGUGUGUAUCCUUUAAGCCUGUUCUUGCGGUUGGUUCCCAGACUUCGCAAACCAAGGGACUCCUUCAGAUGCACAAUGAGUGGGAGGGAGGUGAAAAAAUUGUCAAAGUCGACAACACACUCUAAUGGGUUCUUGAUGGUCUUGCAGAGUUGAAUGACAACAUUGGCUCCAACUCCAAGUUCUUUGGCUGGACCCUGGCCUGUGCCAAAUGUGCUCUUUCCAGUGUAUGUCAGGAAGUCAUAAACUAUCCCAGAAAUGUCUGCUCGAACAAAGAUCUUGAAGCCCCAAUGGUGAGGUUUGCUCGGGAGAUACUGUCGGAGAGACCCAGCCUUUGUUCCCUUGUAAGGGACCAUCGUUUCAUCUAUUGAGAACUUGUUCUCACUCUCAAUUUCCAGACACCUUUUUCUUAUGUGCUCCAGCACUCGUGUCACUUUGCAGAGCUGAUCUUGGGUUGGGUCUGAUGUCUGAUUGUCUUGAAAGUGGAUGAAUCUUGAGAGGCAUUUAAACCUUUUUACUGACAUCACAUUGGCUAUUUUGGCAUAACGUGUGUCUUCUGCCCAAUAAUCAUCCAUAGAUGGCAUUCUCACCACUCCCAUGAUUAGCUUAAUGCCAACAAAUGACUUGAUCUCAUCCACAGUGGUGUUAAUGCUGGCUCCAAUUAAUUGACAGCUGUAGAGAUUUGUCUGUUCAGCAAUAUGUUGGAACAGAUCGUCAUCAAAUAAUUGGGCAAAGUAGCUACGUAAAGACAGCUCAUCAGGUACGCUGAAUUCACUGAUAGCUGCUGUUGACUGGUGCUCAAACCCUUGCUUACGCCAGCUGUAAAAAACAAACAAAAAUAUAUAUACAUAAAUACAUAACUGUGUUAUGUUAUUUGUAUAAAGUGGUAUUAUUAGCAAGUAUGGACUGAAUUUAGCUGGUUAGUGGCAUGCUACUUUCAGUAAAUAUUACAACCAUACAGAAGGUUUGUGUUUUUUCACCUUACAUCAACUACUACACACAGACAUUUGUAUGGAUUGCACAUAUAAGUGUCCCUAAAUAAAACUACUGUCACCUGAAUCCCUUGGCUUGUUUGGACUUUGUACUGUGAUCCAUCUCUUCAUCCUCGUCAUCAGAACUUUCAUCCUCCUUAUCAGAACUGCCUUCACUCACUGCCUCUAUCUCAUUCUGGCUGAAAAUUACUUCCUGAUCUUCAUCACUGUUUGACUCAGAGUCAGAAGAACUUGUAAUCUCCUCUGUCACUCUCACUCCUGUGCUUUCCUUUCUUUUCCCAUAAAAGGACCAAGCCGAGAUGCCCUGCUUGAAAAUAAAUCUUUUUUUUAAGUAAAAUACAGUUAUACUGUUGUAAUGGGCACAGCUGUGCAUGAUAAUAUCUGGUACUGCAGUAAUUAUUAACAUGCCUUCCAGUUUGAAACAAAAUGUUGAAUAAUGCACAUUGACCAAAUUUCUACCCCUAAUCUGGCAACGGAUCUCAGGGGAUACAUUUCAAAAGCUGCUAGGUAACACCACAAACAUAGUUGGAACAUUUUUUCUUCAUCAGAAUGUUUAGACAAAUGUCCUAACUAAUUUUAGGAAUUUAUAUUGUUGUUUUAUUGAAAAUAAGUAUGACUAAUAUAUGAUUACUUACCCCCAAGGAAGCAGGUUCUCCACCACUGGCGGCCAUGAUAUUUUCUGAUCAGGCUGACGAAACGAUGAAAGAUAGCCUGAACCAAAUCAUGUGAUCUAGAUGCUAAUACCAGACAAGACUUUUGAUAAAUGCUAACUUGAUUAGUGAAAACCUCCCAGCACACCCUCUACAGGUUGUUAAAGAGUGUGUAUCUCCUGGUGCACAGUGCCUGUUUAAGGGUUAACCCAAGUGAUUUCAUGCUGCAACAAAUCUGGUACAUUUUUAAACCAAGCUUAAACAAUCAAAGUUAGUCAGCAUUCCAUGAUUUAGCAUUCCAUGAUUUAGUUUUUCAAGCAACACUUUGCACCACUGAUUCUUAACAUUCCCAUAUUUUCUGUAUGAGUUGUUAAGCCUGGUUUAAUAAAUACAUUUUCACCUUUCAUGUUCAUGUUUGUAAAAAAUAGGGGCUCAUCCAGGAUUAAAGAACCCAUGCUUAGUGUACAGCUAGGGGAUUGUAGAAAUCCUCAGGGAUUGUCAACGAUGGUGGGUAUGGUCAUAGUGACUUUUGCUUUGGUGUAUUUUUGUAACUGUAGCCUAAAGUCAGCAUAGAGAGUCCCACACAUGGUUAAAGGUUGGUAGGUGUUCUCAAUUCAGUUUUUUUGACAAGGGUUUGCCUCUGAUCUGGUGUGAGACAGCCCAGUUAGUGGAACUACUUAACCAAUAGGUAUCAGAAGAACGUUGUUUGUUUUUUGUUGUUUUUGUGCAUUAGUGUGGCCAGAGCAUUUUGCACAAGGUACAUCUCAAUGACUAAGUGGGUUGCCAGCAUGGUGGCUGCCUGACUGAGUCAUUGGGCACUGUGUCUAAAUUACCCAGCACCAUAAUUGCAGUCAGACAGUUUACAGGUUUUUUACAUCUUGGCUGUCAUACUAGAUCAGGGAGUAACCUCUUGUGGUCUGUGCCUCUGAUGGGCACUAGCCUAGUGGUUGGUAUUGAAGCCUUGAUUAACAUUUUGUCCUUUGAGUAUUUGGUUACCAGAUAAUGGCUGCUGGUAGUGCUGUCAUCAUGUCUGCUGUAGAGGAACAUGUGCAGCAUCUAUGUAAGGGUCUACUUGAUGCCUUCACUAAGGAUCAGUUAUUAAAAGUGGCCUAAGGAUUUAAAAGGGCUGCUGUCUUAGGACUCUCUUUUUUGCUGCCUGGAUGCCUUCCACAUGGCCCUCACUUUAAUUCUGUGUGUACAUGUUGAUGUGAAGCUCUGAUCUUCCCUCUGUAAGAUGACACUGUGUCCUUCAGUUAAUGUAUCUGUAACAAUAAAACACAUAUCGAGUUCACAUGUCA